Molecule: messenger RNA, 21253 nt
Organism: Cherax quadricarinatus
Lineage: Eukaryota; Metazoa; Arthropoda; Malacostraca; Decapoda; Parastacidae
Product: fibronectin type-III domain-containing protein 3a
Molecular function (GO): protein binding
Source: RefSeq, a predicted model, not a curated record
GUUCUAGGAACAGUUGGUGCGAUACGUUGCUUGAGGGUGGGUGUACGUGGCUUGCUAGCCUUCAUGCCUCUAUCCUCGAUGUUUGAUUUGUAGUGAGAGUGCGAAGUCUAGUAUUGUUAGGGGGGGGGAUAAGUGUCAUUAUGGUAUGUGUGAGAAGGCACAGGUGCAUGUAUGAUGAUAGAUAAAUAAUAACAGCCAGUGUUUUAAAGUAGUACUACUAUCAUCUUGAAACAGACGUGUCUAGCGGGCCUAUUUAACACAGGAGACGCCCCUCUCACCCAAGUGCCUUAAAUCUCUCACCCACGCACGCCUAUUGUUGAGCCUGCGGUGCCAGUAGCUUUGUUGUAGGCCUGUGAGAGCACAGACCAAGGCUCUAUGUUGACGACGAUGGUGGCUGGGCCAGGACCGACCUAUUACAUGGACGGGACCUCUCACGCCCACGCCGUUGACAUGAUGCACCAGCAGCAGCUUGUGUCUGGUGGGGGCGGCGGGGUGCCUCCACGGGCCACACAGCCAUCACAGCAGCCACAGCAGACCACCAACGGGGCCAGCAGCAGCAACAGCAGUAGCCCCUCAGCUAACGGCACUCAGAGCAACAGCAGUGCAAACAGUGUGGACGGGGGCGGACACCAACAGCAGCAACACCACCACCAUCACCAGCAGUACACGCCCCCACCCAUGGCCCAGGGGCCGCCACCCCCAUAUUGCCACCCAGAAUACUACACCGGGGAGGCGUAUUACCCUGGGCCUCCCCCUGAGUACUGCCAUCACCCUCACCCACCAUCCCCACACUUGUGUGCCGUCCAUGGGGUCGCUGCACCAGGUCCAGCCAGCGUGCGGAUGGUGUCGACCAACUCGUCACCGCCCAUCCCACUACCUGUGCAGGUGCCGCCAGGACACGUCGUGCAGCAGAUCGUUGACGAAACUGGCACCCUCAGACACGUCAUCCUCUCUGCCCAGCCCGUGCCCAUGCCCAUGUGCCCCUACGGUCCAAAUGCAGGACAAGGCCCACCACAGUUCUAUGGGCCACCACCUGGUCCUCCACCGCAGGGUUAUGUCCAACCUUACCAGCCUCCUCCACAGUAUCCCCCAGUCAUGUCACCGCCCUUAGCACAACCAUCACCACCACCAGUUUACAGCCAAAAGUCCGAACGCCAUGUGCGUCAGUAUGACAAGCCAAGAAAUAAGUAUUACCAGCGGCAGCAACACACACACCACAACAAAUCUGGGUCAAGUAGCCUGCACAGCACUCCGCCACUUUCCCCAAAGAAAGAACCUCCUGCAAGAAAAAAUGAAGGGGAGGAGGAAGUUCAGACAGAGGAUGGGGAGGAUCCUAGAAAUAGUCUUCAGCACCUCCUAUCUCAGGUUAAACCACCUAAAGUAAUUGAUGUCACACCCAAUGAAGCUGUUAUCCAAUGGUCAUCUCCUGAUUUGAGCAGCCAGCCUGAUGACAUACCAGUUUCUGAGUUACUGUACGAGGUCUUCCUAAAUAACAACUUGUACAUGUCCAUCCCUGCCACCCAGCUUACGAUUAAUGGACUCAAACCUGCUACUGAGUACAGAGUACAUUUACAGUGUUUAUGUGGUGGUGUGCGAGGUGAUUCUAGUGGUGUUGCUGUAUUCCUCACACACUCCACUGUCCCGGAUGCUCCACAGCUACCAAGAAUGAUUCAGAAAUCAAAAACUUCUCUACAAUUUAGAUGGGGGCCUGUGAAAGAAAAUGGCUCUCGUGUGACUGCCUUUAUCCUCGAGUUGUGUGGUAACAAUGGAGAAUGGUCAGAGGUCUUUAGAGGCCGAGGCAAACAGCACACCGUUACUAAACUUCAGCCACAAACUCGCUAUCGUGUGCGUCUCGCUGCAGUUAAUGAGCACGGGAAAAGUGAAUAUAGCCCAGAGGCUAUAGCUUACACCAGUGGUGUGGUACCUUCCCAGCCGGCUCCACCAGUUUUAGAACAAGCUUCUGUUACAUCUCUAAGUUUAGGAUGGACUAAAAGACCUAUGGAAGAGACCUAUACUUUACAGAUGGAAGAUUCGUUAAAUGGUUAUGGUUUCCGUCCUGUUUACAAUGGCCGGGACACAAGAGUUACCUGUCCAGGGUUGAGGAGAAAUGCAGAUUAUAAGUUCAGAUUGUGUGCCCAUAAUGAUGAGGGUACAUCACCUUUCUCGGACAUCACCUGCUAUCCUACACUGCCAGAUCGCCCAAAGCCACCUUCUGCCCCAACAGUAAAGGGCCGACCUAAGUCUACUAAAUUGACUCUGGUCUGGUCUCCGCCAUCUGAUAAUGGAGGAUCUCGUAUAACUGGUUAUAGAUUGGAAAUUGAUCGUGAUAGUGGAUUUGAGUGCAUAUAUACUGGAGAAGGCACCGAGACUGACUGUACAGAGCUGAGCCCGGGUAAAAGUUACCGCGUCAGAGUAUUAUGUGAGAGCUUAGGAGGAAUAAGUGAUUGGAGUGAAGUUGCCAGUGUGAGCACAGAGGCUGUGUGUCCAGGUAUUUGCCAACCUCCUCGGUUACUUGGCAAACCAAAGGCAUCCUUACUGCAACUCAAGUGGGGCAAUCCAGAAUUUGAUGGUGGAGCACCAGUGACUGAGUUCCGCAUUGAUAUGACGUCUCCAAACAAUGAGAGGAGACAAGUAUAUUGUGGGCGAGAUCUUGAGUGCACAGUUGCCAGCCUCUUACCUGGGCGACCAUACAUCUUCAUGGUGUGUGGUGUGAACCGCAUGGGCCCUGGACAGUGGUCUGAACCUUUGGAAGUGGUUAGUGGUGCUGGUCCCCCUGAUGCCCCUCAUGCUCCUCAUCUAGCCUGUCGUAGCCCAUAUUCAGUGCAUCUAGCGUGGGAAGAACCUAUAAACAAUGGAGCUGGUAUUGACCAGUAUAAUGUGCAGAUUGCAGAGGUAUCCUGUCCUCAUGCAGAGUCUUCAGAGUCUUCUUCAACAUGUGGUGACCUAGAAUCUGACUUGACAUUCACCAGUGCGUACACAGGGUCAGCCCUCACCACUGAAGUACGCAACCUGGCUCCUGCUACCACCUAUGCCUUCAGAGUAUGUUGCAGCAACAGUGCUGGAGUUGGUCCCUGGUCUUCACAUGCAACUGUGACCACCCCUGCUGCACCCCCUGCACCUGUUGCUUACAUCUCCUCCUCCCCAGCUGCCACAGCUGUGACCCUCCUUUGGGGAGAGCCAGCUAAUCAUGGUGACCCCAUCACCCAUUAUGUGAUAGAAGUGGGUGAUAAGACAGUCACUACUCCGGGGCCAGAAACGGAAUAUGCACUAAACGAUCUUCAACCUGAAACUUUAUAUAGAUUACGAAUCCAAGCCGUGAACAGUGUGGGCCCGGGAAGCUUCAGUGGUAUUCACAAAGUGACAACAAGGGCACUUCCUCCUGCCCCCCCAACCAUAGAGCUGGUUAAAGCUUCCUACAAUUCUCUCAAGCUCAAAUGGGGAGAUGGACGCAAUUUGGACAUGCUUACUUACUCUCUUCAGAUGGAAUUCACCAAUCCUCAUAAUGGCACCAGAGAGUUCUAUCAGGUGUAUAAUGGUACAAAUCAGAACUAUAAGGUGGUGAGGUUAGAAGAGAACACAGAGUACCAUCUUCGUAUCUGUGCCAGCAAUGAGGCAGGUAUUGGGCCUUAUUCUGCUGUGGCUCAUCUUUCUACUACUAAAGCUCCUCCUCCUCCCCUUAAAGCUCCCCGUAUAACAGAAAGUCCAGAAGGAAAUCAUAUUGUUGAAUGGUGCAGUGUGCGUUGUCCAGGUGAAGAUUCCAUACUGUACCGUCUUCAGGUGCUACAAGCUGGCAAAGAUCAGGAUUACUAUGUGGUAUACACUGGAGACGAAACCUCUUACGCGCUGACUGGUUUAGAACCUCACACAGGAUAUUAUGUACGUGUUUGUGGCGUGCGAGUAUGUGGGGACGGAGAGACAAUGGCUGGUGCUUACUCUUCUCCAGCACUCUUCAACACCCCAAAGCCUGCUCCUGUAAUGACUACCAAAACUGCAGCAAACACAACCCAGGAGGCGGGUCUGCAGUGGCACAAUCUCAGUGAUCAGCAAAAGGCUGCUGCAAUUUUGGUUGUUUUUUCUCUUUUCUGUGCCGUUGCCGCCAUUGGCUUGCAUCACUUCUUGGCCCCUGAUAAUGGACGACUCUCCAGUCCUUGGAUGCAAGAGCUUGCAUGAAUGCUGUGAAUGCUGGAAGGAGAGUGGUAAUGUGGGUCAUUGGACCCACAACAGCACAGAAACUUCCUUUUCUUUGUUAAAAGUAAGUACUUAACCUCGCUUGAAGUAUUCCAGCAAGACUACCAAUUUGGAGGGUAUGCGAGUACAAUUUGAGGCAGCACAAAUCGCGUGUAAGGGAAGACGGAGGCACAGAAUUUUAAUGGUAUGGCUGUUAGGUUCCCCAUCUCAUGUGGUAAGCAAAAAUUGCCUGCAGGUGGAAAAGAGCAGUUUUUUCAUUAUCAGACUCCUCUAAAAUGCCUGAUAACAUGUUUACACUAUCAUAUAUUAAGUACUCGAUACAUUUAGGCAUAAAAAACACGAAAAAGUAAAAUACAGUACAUACAAUACUUACAUUGAAAUAUAGUGCCGGUCACCCUUCCCUUACUUGAAUACUAUAUUCUGAAAGUGGCAGAAAGGCAAUAAAAGCAGAGGUGUCGCUAGAGUUGGUGUCCCCCGGGGCGGAAUCUCUGGUGUCACCCGGGGCAGCAUCUUUGGUGUUACCCCCAUGAAAUUCAAGGGCAGGGGGAUGGGGGGUAAACUCCAGUUAUGUCACUACUGCAUGACCAGUCAGUGACUAAUAUUUAGCAAUGAGAACAUUUAAGGGCCAUAAACUGAACAGGAGAAUACAUCUCGACUUUAUUAAUGAUAAAAUAAAUAAUCGUAGUAAUAUUGAGGAAACAAACUCAAAUACCACUUUGAGUACAGCCAACACAUCCUACAUUUACUCAACUUCAACAGUGCAAAAAAAAAAAAAAAAAAAAAAAAAAAAAAACUUGAAAAAUAAAGAAAAACAUUGCAAUAUCAGAGAAACACUUGUUUUGAUUUGACCUUGAGUACAGGUAACUUCUCGGUGAAUCUGAUCUUGCAUUUUCUUGCCUUCACUUAUGCAAAAUGAUCUUUCACAUCAUCAAAAACAAUGAUUUUCCCUAUAUAGGCUUAUUUGUACUUUGUAUAUAUAUAAUAGGCUAUAUAGAAAUAAAGGAUUCUUCUCUUAUGUUGGUGCAGCACUGUUUUGUGCUGCUCUAUGGUGUCACCGGGGGCGCCCCCCCCCCCCCCCCCCCCGACGCCUCUGAAUAAAAGCACUGAACAUAAUGAACAAUGGCUCAAUGAAAAGUCAAUGAAAACAUGGAACACUGACAAGAUUGUACUGUAUGUGCAUGGCCCUCCUGUAUGUAAACCUCAAAGACAUGGUUGUGGCUAUAAAAUGUCAAUCGACAUUGAAGUGAAGAGCUGACCCUCGUGUCUGGUAAAUCAGCCAGCAUAAGAUGGUCUAAAAUGACAAAAAUAGGCUUCAUAGGGAGGCCCUGGAUUACCUCUCUCACCUCUUCUAUACCUUAAUUCAGUAUGAUUGGAAUUAAUGAAACUAACAUGUGUAUGUUUAGACUGAGUGUCUAUGACUAUAAACAUGCAUUCGUCAGAAAUUCAUUCUAGAAGUAAUAGUGUCUGGACAAGAAAAGUCUUUGGCAUAUACAUCACUGCAUAGUACAGUCAUGCUCCAAAAUUUGAAGCAUAAGUCCCUAGCCCUUGUGGCUUAGCGCUUCUUUUUGAUUAUAAUAAUAAUAAUGAAGCAUAAGUCUCAUGAAUCUAGAAUCUGUGAAUAGAUUAUUUUUUAACCACAUUCUUUGUUUUCCACUAAAUUAGGGUGACCCCAAGGAAGGAAACCCACUCCAUGAAUAUUAGUUCAAAUGUCUUGCAAACUGCAAAAUCCUCACUAUUGUUUUUUUGUGCCCAGGCACUUUGAUAUUGUUUGCCAGAGAUAGGCCAGCAUCAAUAUUAUAGUAGCCAAGUGUCCUGUGUGAAAGAAAUAGCAAGGUUGUCCAUGUCAGAAAGGUGAAUUUGUCUCAAAAGAUAGAAAUAUGUUCUGAGGAGCUCAAGAGCAAUAAUUAAGAAAGGAUCUUCACUGUUUAAGUAAGGAGAGGGAAGGAGGAAGAUAGAGCUUCAACUCUCCCUAAUCUGGUUUGAAUGCAUUCCUACCACAUGUCUAAAAAACAGGCAUGGUAACAUUUUUACCAAAGGAUAUUACUGUGGUGAAAAAAUUGGACUGCCCCAUUGAUAGCCAGGGCAGUGGAAUGCUCGUGGAUGAGGUCCUCAUUCAGCAAAAACGUAAUGCCUUGAUGAGCCAUCUACUAGAAUGUUUAGUGAUCGCAUUGGAUAGAAAAUUUCCAAAUUGAAUUUAAUGCAGAUGACAAACUGUGCAGAUCCUUGAAGUUAGAUUCAAGUGUCAGUGAAGAAGGAACUCAUCUUUAGUGUUGUGGAGAAGGGAUUCACAUUACCAGAAAGGAAACUCACGGUGGGAUGAAGUAGCUAAGUUUCCUCUUUGUAAGGAUGCCAACAACAUUAAGGAAUGCAGACAGUUAUGAAUAGGGCAUCAACCUUGAAUGGAAGAAUUGAUCAAUAUUAGGGCAGGACAAGUCAUUGGGAUAUACCUAGAUAGGUUGUGUGGCAUGUUCCACCAGAAGUCUAGGGAAUGAGAGGCAGUGGAAAAUUUCGGUGAUUCCUGUUGAUGGCAUGAUCCUGGCACCCUUACUGUUUCUCGUCCUCAUAGCAGAUAAAGAUAGGAGCCGCAGUUUCAUAUUAUUUGCGGAUGAUGCAAAAUAUGCUUAAUAGUCACUUCAGUAGAAGAGGUGCAAAAAUUACAAGAAGAUACAUGCAAAAUCUUAUGGUGGGCAGGAAAAAAUGUGUUCAGUGGGGACAAAUUCCAGUAACUCAACAGAGACACUGUACGCAAAGCACAGGACCACCACCUCAUAGAAUGAAACAAACAUGAAAAACACGGGUGAAAUAAUGUUAGCUGACCUAUUUAGAGAACACAAAAUAGGCAAAUGUUGUAAAAGCGAAUAAUGAGAACUUGCAAAGCAAGGGAAAUACCAAUGGGGUCACAGUUCAUAUCACUUGUUUGGUACUGACUACUUCUUUCAAGGCAGGAUAGAGAGAGAUCUGAAACAUUUACAAAUAUCGUUUACUACUCACAUAAUCAAUACAGCUUUUAAACUGCUGGGAAUGCCUCAAAGUACUAAAUAUGUACUCUUGAGAAAGUGAGAUAUAAAUGAUAUUUAUGUGGAAGAUAAUUGAAGGCUUAGUCCCAAGCCUACUCUCUACCAUAACUAUACUGUUGUGAGAGAUAUGGGAGGGAAUGUAAAAUCCAGUGAAAAGCAGAGGCACCAUGGGCACAAAAAAAGGAAGUGUCAACAUCUGUGGUUCUGACAUUCAAAUGGCCAGCAGAUUGUGAAUUAUUACUUGUCUAGGAGCACAAAUAAAAUCUUGAAGCCAGUAGCGCUGUGGUCACACCUCUUCCUUUAAAUGCGUAAUCUACCAAUUUAUAAUUGUGGCCACUGAUCAACCACAGCAUAGACAUGGGAAGAUCUUGGAACCAUAACAUUUAACAGGUGGCACUGUCAUUUAAUGUAGAAUCCUAGUUUGAUAGGAAUGUGAAGGAUAACGACAGCAUAGACCAUCAGAUUUUGGAACCCUUACAGCAAGAAAGUGCAUCACUUGCCAUUUGGAAGUGUUGAGAAGUGAAUGGAAUGCAGUUUGAUUUGUUAACCAGCAAGAUUCUCACUGAUUUGACAUCUGAACCUGAUGGGAACAAGCAGUUGUUUCUUGACGAGCAAUUAUGAUGUAUUGAGAAUUGACUUGUGAAGGAGUAAUCCAAGGAAUUAGAAGAUUUUGGGAGUGGGAGGAACUAUAAAUGGCAAAAGAUAAAUAAAAAUAAAGUAUCAGCCCUGACACAGCAUUUAAGGUAAUGUCUAAUAGUGAAGGCUGCUCUAUCCAAAUAAUUUGAGCUACCCUACCCCUUCCUUGUCAGUUCAAAAUGAUUUAUUUUCUGUUCCCAUGCAGUAUGAAACCUAAGGGUUUAGGGCUUACCCUUGAAUAUGAUAAUACUUUAUAGUUCAGGCAUAUUAUAUGUAUAGUGCCCCUUUCUUUGAUACCCCUUUGAAUUGGCAGAAAAAAUAAAUUUUCUGGCUCAUACCAGUCAGAAUGCCAGUUUUAUUUUUUCUUGGCACAAGAUGCAAGGUUGAAAAUCAACAGUAGGAUUUCAUCUAUUAUGUGCACAACCACAAACUCAGUGAUAGCUAGAAAGCCAUUUAAUACAAAGCAAGAUAUUAUGAAUAGAGGAGGCAAGGCAAAUGAGUGAUAGUUUAAUAAACCUCACAAAUAACCUGCACAUAGGAGGCUGAAACUUGUGAUCAAAAAGUUGUCAAGAGUUUCUCCUGUGUGGGGGUUACAGUGUUUCGUUUUGAGGCAUUUUGCUAAUACGGACAUUUCAGAUUACGACCAAAAUUCGUUAUACUCCCCCCCCCCCCCCACACACACACACCAGACUCUCUAUGGUCACUGCACAUUAUUGUUUACAUCCUCUGUGAGCUCUGCAUCUCCGUGUCUGGUAACUUUCCAAAAUUUCAAGUGUUUUAAAGUUACUGCGUAUUUUAUACGUACUCUGAUAAUUAUACAUGUACUUAUGUGUACUUGUACCUAAAUAAACUUACUAUGCUGGCAUGCAGGUACACAUUAACUCUUUCAAAGUCGACAGGGCCUCUCCCAGACUUGUUCUCAGGGUCGACAGAUUUAAAAAAAAAAAAAAAAAAAUCUUUUCCCGAUCAUAAUGACACCAAAAGUAUGAAAUUUGAUGGAAAACGUACGGAAUUAUGCUCUCGCGAAGUUAGCGGUCUCAACGAUGUUUACGCAUUGGCGAUUUUGCCCACUUUGAACCCUAUUUUCGACCAGUUCCAGUGUACUAGUCGACAAAAAUCAUAACUAUUUCGCUAGAAAUCCAUUUUUUCUAUCGAAUGAAUACAGCAGGGCCCCGCUUUACGGCGUUCCGCUAAUACGGUCAUUUCAAAUUAUGACCAAAACUCGCUAUACGGCUCCCCCCACCUGACUUUCUAAUACGGUCACCGCGCCCCACCCUGUUUGUUUACAUUCUCCGUGAGCUCAGUAAGCACUAAGUCUCUCCAUUUUGUCUGGAAACUCCAAAAUUUCAAAUGUUUUUAAAAGUUAUUUCAUAUUUUAUAUAUACUCUGAUAAUUAUACUUAUGUAUACCUGUACCUGUGCUGGCAUGCAGGUACACAUUAAAAUCAGUAAGAGUGUCUUAUGUCUCCAGACGUCAUAUUAGUAAUGAUGAUAAUCAUCGAGUCUCAUUUAAAUGUCGUAUAUUACGUUAAUAUACACAUUUUCAUUAAUCCAUCUAUGAUAUUUUUUCAAAAUUAUAUAAUAAACACGAUGCAUAACAUAUAAAUAAGAUAAAUACACCCCACAGUAGAAUAAAUAAACAUAAAUGUGAGAUGUGGUAGCAGACGACUUGCACAAGUGACGCCAUAUUAGAAAUGAUGAUAAUAAUAAUAAUCACCGAGUCUCAUUAAAUGUCGUAAAUUACGUUAAUAUACACAUUUUCAUUAAUCCAUCCAUGAUAUUUUUUUCAAAAUUAUAUAAUAAACACGAUACAUAACAUAAAAAGAUGAUAAAUACACCCCACAAUAGAAUAAAUAAACAAAUAUGAGAUGUGGUAGCCAGAUAACUUGUACAAGUGACGGCAAGAAUAACAUUUUCUCUAAUCUAACAUAAGAGAAAAUGUGUUACUGUGGGUAACUGUAGAAAAUUAUUCCUUUCGUAUGUAUGUAAGUUUAUUCAGGUAUACACAAAUACAGUUACAUAGAGUAUCAUACAUAACAUGUGUGUAGAGAACCUAGGAUAACCCAAAAAAGUCAGUGAUUUAUUUCCAUUGCCUUCACUCAGAGCAUCAUUUCUUCUCAAAAUGAUGUUACAUGAGAAGGGAGUGUUCUUCUUUAUUUAUUCUACCGUAUCAAUGUAGAGACAACCUGUACACAAUGUAACUUGUACACAAACCAGACGUGUACACUUUGUUUACGAAACUUACCUUUGCCUGGUUUAUUUACAUAACUCUGCGCCUGUCCUCUCUCAUGCACUCUUCUUUCUCUCUCUCAUUUAUUCGUUUUAUCUCAUUUACUUACUCCUGACCCUACAUUAAGACUACAAAUAUUUUAAGGUAAGUAAUGAGUGAACUGUAUAUACAUUUUAUUGCUCUGGGAUGCUUAAAUAUCAUAGAAUAGUAUGUGUGGGUGGGUUGGCCAGGUAUGGUAGCCUGGCUGACUACCAUACAUACCACACUUGAUUUCUUACAAUAAAUACUACUUGUCUCACCCUAGAUUAAGACUAUAAAUAUUUUAAGGUAAGUAAUGAGUACACUGUGUGUAUUGUACUUUUUUAUUGUUUUUUGAUGCCUGGUUCUAUUGCUAACUUAAUAUAUGUUAGUGUAAACUUGUUAUCUAGUGUUUGUAUGCAUUUAUAAGUGGGAAAAAAAGGGUGUUCCACUUUACGGCGGUAGCCUGGAACCUAACCUGCCGUAUAAGUGGGGCCCUGCUGUACAAGAAACCACCCAUUUACCGAUUUUAACUAUCCAAUAAAGUGGUCAGAAUUUAACAAUUUUGCCAAUUUCACACAAAUUUCAAAAGAUGCCAAUUUCCAAAUAGGAUCCAGAAUAAACAAGAAAGACAUUCCUGGCACUAAAAUAACAUUUCCUCUGUUCAUUAAUCAUGUCCCCACGCCCCUCUUACAUUCUUUUGCUUUCCACUUUGAAUCUCACAAAAAAUAGAAGAUUUACUGUUAUGCAGACUACUGCAUUAGUGUAGAAAUGGUAUAAUAUCAGCGAACUUGUGAAAGAACAUUUGACUCGCCAGUUGAUGUGUAUUGGACGCGUAGCAUGAUUUGUUUACUUUUGAACUUUGGCAAAAAUCGAACAUUUCUGCUACUUUGAGCUCAGUUUCAAGGUACUUUUCAUUGUAAAACUAAUCAAAAUCGUCUCAAUUUCUGUAAUAUGUCUUCCAUUCUAUUAAAUGAGACCAGGAAAACUAGAAUACCAUCAUAAAUACCAUACGAAAAUACAGUGCAGUCGCUGUUUUAAACCAAAAAGUCAAAUUUUUUUUUCUCUUUAUGCACUGUGUGCUGCAGGAUUUUUUUUUUUUUAUACUGUGCACACUGACCACAUAGACCCAUUCUUUCAUAUGUAGGCCUACCAGCUUUCUCUCGUAGAUUUGAAGGCGUUAGAAUUUAGGCUUACUAGUACGUCAAAAACCCUGGUGCGUAAGCCGUACUAGUACGUCAGAAACCCCGAAAGGGUUGAAAUCACUAAGAGUAUUUCACUAGUCUUGAAUAUGCUAUAUUAUUAUAGAAUAUAUUAGACAUAAAUAUGAGAUGUAGCUGGGCAGCUUGUUGGAGUGCCACAAGAAUUACAUUUUCUCUGGUCCAACACCAGAGAAAAUGUGUACACUAUAGUAUUACUGGGGUAACUAGAAAAUUAUUCCUUUCGUAUGCUUUCACUCGUAGCUAUUUAUUUAUUCUACUGCACUAACAUGAAGACAACCUGUACACAGUGCAAGUAUUUGUAUUGUGGGGUAUAUGCUUCACCAACUUGUGCAAAUGUACUUGUUUGAACCAAAAUUAGAUAGGUAUUAAUAUGCAUCUGACAAGAGUGACUCCCCUCAUGCUUUCAUCUGUUUACAAAUCUCGGCAUUUCCUUCUCUCGUUUAUGAUGGCAUCUAAGGGUAGUUUUAGAAAUGAUUAAACUCAGUGAACAAGGUGUGUCGAUGGUAAUAAUUGCUCUGGGGUACUUUAAAUUUAAGUCGUAUAUUUUGUGUAGUGAUGGUAGCUGGUGUGGGAUCUACCACACCCGACUUUCUACAAUAAAUACUCACCUCUCACCCUACAUUAAGACUACACAUAUUUAAAGGUAAGUAAUGAUUGUACUGUGUAUGUAAUUUACUUUUUAUUGUUUUUUAAUGCCUAGCUCCACUGUUAACUUAAUAUGUUAGUGUAAAUUUGUUAUCUGGCAUUUAUAUGAAUUUAAGUAGGAGAAAAAACUGGCAUUCUACUUUACAGCGAUUUCCGUUUUAGCUUGGAACCUAACCUGCCAUAUAAGGGGGGGGGGCACUGUAUUGUGCCUUUUUAUUCUUUAACAAACAUGUUGGAGUCUUGUCUUGUCUGACAGAAUUUGGGGGUUGCCUAGUGGGAAUUGUAUUAAUGUAUUUUUUUUAAAUAUAUUCAAGAUGCACUGAAAGUCUAUAAUUUUGUGAACAGGAAACUAUGUAUUCUGUAGAAUUGUUGAAGCUUAGAGACUAGUAAAGCUGUAAACUUGAUAUCCAUCCUGAACACUUCAAAAAAUGAAUAAGCUGUAAUGUUCCCUUUUAAACAAACCCAUAAAAAUAAGUAAAAUAUGAUUACUUUUCUGCAAGAGGAAUCCAGAACACUACACUGUUUUAUUUGGACAAACUAUCCAGGGAUUGGAAGGGUCCUGGGUUCGAUUCCCGGCGGGUGGAAACAUUUCGACACGUUUCCUUACACCUGUUCACCUAGCAGCAAAUAGGUACCUGGGUGUUAGUCGACUGGUGUGGGUCACAUCCUGGGGGACUGGGUGUUAGUCGACUGGUGUGGGUCACAUCCUGGGGGACAAGAUUAAGGACCCCAAUGGAAAUAAGUUAGUCCUUGAUGAUGCACUGACUUUCUUGGGUUAUCCUGGGUGGCUAACCCUCCGGGGUUAAAAAUCCGAACGAAAUCUUAUCUUAUCCUAUCAAUGUAUUUUUAUAGUACAGUAUUGUACAGCAUUUAAGCUGUGUACAAGCUUGAGUAAUAUUGAUUAAUAUAAUCAGGGUGAAUACAUUACUAAAAAUAUUCCCCCCCCCCCCCUCAUGGUCAAGGUUGAAUUUAACACUGACUUGGCAAUUUCCAUGAGCUCUUCUAUUCCAUAACAUGAAUGGAAGCAUUAAAACAGUAAAGGAAAUAGUGUCCAUUUUUAGCCAGCUGCACGAUGCUGACCUAUAACUGUUGGCAGCUCAUUAAGAAAUGUAAUAGUGACAAUACAAGAAAAAUACUAUGGAACAAACUGCCAGGUAGUGUUAGUGAGCAACUGAGACAUGCACAUAUACAUGUGUUCAUGUGCAAAACAUGCAUGUGUACAUUUGCACACAGUGAUUGGCUGUUUGAGAGGUGAGAUAGGGAGGCACCACUGGUAGUCACAGAUGAGCCACAGGGAUGUUAAUUUUUGGAGCAGUUGGGAAGAGGAAUGAUCUUGAAAAGGAGGUAAGAUAGGGCCCAGGAGGAUGAGUGAAUUUGAAGAGUGGUAAGUUAUGAAGCAGGGUCAGGAGCUGAGAAAUCAACUUUACAACUGCAAAGAGGUCAGUAUAGUCACACACACAAGCACAUGCAUACUCGCUCUCACACACACAAAAUAAUUAUACAUGUGCCGAAUAGGUAAAACACGAUUUUGACUUGGCAACGCUUUUCUUGCCAAAUAAGGCAAACAAAAAUUUGCGUAUUCAAUAAUUUUGCAAAAAUCAUUCUGAACCAAAGGGCUGGCACUAGCUUUUUGGGCCUAUGGUGACUUAUUUAGCAGUUGCAAGCACAAAAGCAAUGAAUUAUCAUGAAAUGUGUUGUAUGAACCAGUGGGGUGAUGGUCACAUGCUGGUAAACAAUGGGACACAGUGUGAAUAGUGCUGGAGACUGGCUUUGUGUGCACGCUGACGGGCAGACGCGUACCAGAAGGUCGCCGAAUCACGAGUCCAGUCACGAACCACAAAGCUAAAUUUUGCCGAAAGUCAGAUUUCACGAAAGUCGCGGCCGCCGAACGGCGGGGGUCCACGGUACUUGAUAUUGUACAUUGCUUUAUAUGGCAUAAAUAGACCCUGAAGGUAACAUUGAAACAGAUAAUAUGAGUAUCAUAUAUUUUGGCCUCUCACUGAGGCCCUCUUCAGCAAACCAGAUGUACAGAUGAUGCUUAUAUACAAAGGCAGGUCACAUGACGUAAGUCCUGGGCAGGAACAAGAGACUUCAGGACAUCAACUGGCCUUGAGAUGGUGAAAUUUUGUUCAUAUGCAAUCACAGGAGAUGUAAAAUUUAGAGCUUGUAUCAUAUUGUUUUUGUAUAACAAGGGCAGCUUUCUAUUUUUAUUGUGGCAAUGAUAGGAAAACUGCCGAGUUGUCUAAUGCACAUCUACAAGAUCUCUCUUCAGUUACUGUUAGUAAUUAACUAUUUAUUGUAUUAAUUGCAACACUGAAUUACCCAUGUGGGUUCAGCGAUAUAUUUUAUAAAUAUACUAAUUGCCAUGUGUGUGAUUACUUACAAUUUUUGGAAUGAAUUUCAUAUAGGUACAUCAAAUACCAAUUAUGUUGAGUAUGGAUUGUGUUUUACAUGUUCUGUGCUCUGGAAAGAUGAAUUUUGAUAAUUUGAAAAAUAUAAGUUUAGUUUCUAGCAUAAAAUUUAGUGUUGUUUGGGAGAAAGGUGGUAGAUUACCCACACAUGGGUACUGUAUUCUUGUACCAAGUGGAAAUUCAUAAUUAGAAUUCGCUCUUAUAAACAAAUUCAGUGAAUGAUUUAUACACUUGGUCACUAUUGACAUCAGAUUAAAGAGGAAUGUAGUCUUGGGAUUGUCUCUAAGUGCCCUCAGAUGAUGCUCUCCACAACACCUAGAACAAGAAAACAGCACCAUCACUGCACAAUUCAAAAGACUGCUAUCCAGAAUGAUUUAUACACACACACAAAAAAAAAAGUGAAGCAGCAGAAAAUACUACUGCAUCAGUUUUCAUGUUGUACACAAAAAUGUGUACAACAAAAAAAGUGUAAUCCCUGCUCAAAAGAAAUUUGUAUAUCAUAACCUUGACACACUAGGCAUUUGUGUACCCAGUAGUUAAAAAGGUAAACUCAUAAUAUGCUGUGUUUUGUUGCCAGAAAAAUCACUUUCACAGUUUUAUUAAGUAGCUACUUUUCCAUGAGGCAUUUCAGCAGUUUUCUAGGAUUUGUGUGUUUGUUUCAGAACCCUAAUAUGAGCCAAAAAAAUGUUUGGUAGGAUUUGGUUAAUGUAAUAAUCCUCAAUAUGUUUAUGAUAGAAUCGUGCCCUAAUUUUAAGAUCUUGCAAGGCCAGUAGAUGUAUGAUGACUGCACAUGUGACCCUGCUCACUGAGUGUGGGAAUGUUGUGAAGUUUGUCAGAUUACAUGUUGGUUAAAAUUCAAGAGUGACAUGUCAUAAAAAAAAAAUUUUUUGUUUACAUUUCCUCUCCAAGUGAGUAGGGCCAUAUGUCAGUGUAUCUCAACUUUGUAGGUCUCUUUCUUGCUUUUUUUUUUUUUUUUAUAUAAUGCAAGAAAUCAUAAAAGCACUUAGAAUAUAUACAGCUUCUCCUCACUUAAUGACGGAGUUCCAGUCCUAAGAUCACGUUCGUAAACGAAUGCGUUGCUAAGCAAGGAGCGAACCAUAAUGGUACAGUCCCCAUCCCUUUAUCCGAAGUUUUUGUAGACGAGUGUGGAGCGUCAAUCAUCUCUACAUAACUCCAACACCACCAGUUGUCACAAGAAAGGAGGAACACUGCAGCAGGCCUGUUGGCCCAUACUAGGCAGGUCCUUCACAAUCCAUCCCACGGACAGAAUACAGUGGUCCCUCAAUAAUCGUAGGGCUCGAGUCGUAGAUUUCGGAAAUCAUAGACUGAUUCGCGAAUAGUAGUUCGUCCAGGGCAGGUACACACAGCCCCGAGCCGCCUCAUACUCCAUUCCCAGCCAGUGUGCCAUUGUUUAUAAGUGAGUGAGGAUGAUCCCACGAGUUCAUACGAUACAUUUCAUAAUAUUCCAUUGCUGUAUAGUCCUUGUGGCUUAGCGCUUCUUUUUUGAUUAUAAUAAUAAUAAUAAUAUUCCAUUCGUUUUUAGUGUUUGCAACUGCUAAAUAAGUCACCAUGGCUCCAAAGAAAGCUUCUAGUGCCAGCCCUUUGGUAAAGAAACUCACAUAAUUUAAGAAAAAGUAUGUAGAAAAGUAUGAAGGUGGUGGUGGUAGAGUGAAAGCAGUUGUAAUAGUGGUAGAAGGUGGUAGUGAUGGUGGUAGAGGGUGUCUUCUUCAGUGAUUCAGCAAUUCUACCAACUCCUCCAAUGUUGUUGUUGUAUAGGGCUACAGAAAACACCGCCGCCUCAGCUGCUGCUUCACCACAAUUAUGGAUGGCUUACUCUCAGUGGCCCUUAUAUACCCAACAGCACAACAACACCUCUCGUGACAUACAUAAUGACUUAUUUUAUUCAUUAUGUCAUAUUAGUUGAAUUGUGAUAGAUAAAUUAGCUAUGAGUUGAUAUUACUGUCAUAUUCUCCAACAAUAAACUUGCCAUCCCUCCCUCACACAAACAAGUCUCCAAUAAGAACAUAAGGAGGUACACUGCAGCAGGCCUGUUGGCCCAUACUAGGCAGGUCCUUUACAAUCCUUCCCACUAAGAACAUAAUGGUAGAACACUGCAGGUCUACUGGCCCAUACAAGGCAGGUCCUUAUCAAAAUUACCUCUACCCAAAGCUACCCAAGAAUUUACUCUCGUACCCAACGACACAAAUCAAACUCGGCUCCUCCCACUCAUAUAUUUGUCCAAUCUCUUCUUAAAGCUACCCAAGGUCCUAGCCUCGAUCACCCUACUGGUAAGUGUGAUGUUAAAUAAGAACAUAAGAACUUAAUAAAGUAGGAACACUGCAACAGGCCUGCUGGCCCAUACUAGGCAGGUCCUUCACAAAUCUAACCCACUAACAGAACAAAUGCUACCCAAGCAAUAAGCUCAGGUGCAAGUCCGACUCGAAUCCAACCCUUCUCACUCGUGUAUUUAUCCAACCUAAAUUUGAAAUUACCCAAGCCAUAGCUUUUAGAACAUAAAGGAGGAACACUGCAAUAGGCCUGUUGGCCCAUACUAGGCUGGUCCUUCACAAAUCCAACCCACUAACAGCAUAACUGCUAUACCCAAGCAAUAAGCUUUGAUAAACCUAUUUACUCGUGUGCAGGAUCGAUUCAAACCAACCCCUCUCACUCAUGUAUUUAUCCAACCUAAAUUUGAAACUACCCAAUGUUUUAGCUUUGAUCACCUACUAGGCAGACCGUUCCACUCAUCAACUACCCCUAUUCCCAAUGUUCAUUUAUACAUUUUAUUAGUGCUUUACAUUUAUAUGGCAUUCUUUUCUGCAUGUAAAUCUAUAUUUAAGCUAGGUAAGUGACCCCUGAAGUGACCUAGAGUCCUUAUGGAGGGAGAUUCCCCUUCCAAACAAUAAUGAGGAAAUGGUAUGGUGAUACCGACAAGAUGUGGAAAAAGACAUGUACAGUUCAGGACAUUUAUUAAAGGGAACGUUUCGCCACGAGUGGACUGAAGAAGCCACUCGUUUCCUUUAAUGAAUGUCCUGAACUGUACAUAAGUGUCUUUUUCCACAAACAAUAACCUCUCUUCCCUCUCCUCCUCCUCCCUGUCUUCCAUUCAUCAACAGCCUUCAAUAAAGGUAACUGUCAUGUUGAAUGUUCAUUCUUUUGUGCAUGUAAAUCUAUCUUUAAGGUAAAAAAAAAAAUUUUCUUGAUACUUCUGGGUGUCAGGAACAGAUGAAAUGUAUUUACAUUAUUUCUUAUGGGGAAAAUUGAUUCGAAAAUCAUAGAUUUCGAUAAUAGUAGCACCUCCAGGAACGGAUUAAAUACGAAAAACAAGGGACCACUGUAUUUGCCAAUGCUAUCCAGGCAAUAAGCUUUGACAAUUCUAUUUACUCAUGUGCAAUUCCCACUCAUAUCCAACCCCUCUCACUCUGUUUUUAUCCAACCUAAAUUUGAAACUACCCAAAGGUUUUAGCCUCAACCAUCCUAGGCAGACUGUUCCACUCAUCAUAAGAAAGGAGGAACACUGCAGUUGGCCUAGACCCCACCUUCAUUCGAAAAACUGCUGGCCCCAAGGGUUUCGGAUAAAGGGAUGGGGACUGUAGUGAGUUUGUGUCAACCAUGUUUAACCCUUUCAGGGUCCGUGCCGUAGAUCUACGGCUAUACGUUGAGGGUCCAAACUGUAGAUUUAUGCCAUGAGCUCAGCUCACUCCGAUAAGCUGCGAGUGGUAAAUUUGGGCGUAGAUAUGAGAGAAUACAUCUGUGUGUAUGUGUGCACCACAUAAAACAAAUCCUGCAGCGCACAGUGCAUAAUGAGAAAAAAAAAAACACCGUAAUUUUUUAUUAAAACAGCGACUUUGCAGUGUUUUUUGUAUGUUUUUUAUAGUUGUAUUUGUGAUUUCUUGGUCUCAUUUCAUAGAAUGGAAGAUAUAUUACAGAAAUAGAGAAGAUUUUGAUUGGUUUUAGUAAUGAAAAUUGCUUGAAACUGAGCUCAAAGAAGCAGAAAUGUUCAAUUUUUGCUGAUGUUCAAGAGUAAAAAAAUGACCUCACACGUCUAAUACACGCCAGCUGGUGGUUCUAAUAUAUAUUCACAAAUGUGGUGAUAUUAUUUAUACAAUUAUUACAAUAUUGCAUAACAGUAAAUCUUGAUUUUUUGAUUUGAAUAAAAAUUCAUUAUGUGAAAAAAUAAAAAUGGAAUUCAUUUGUAAAGCCUGAAAACGUAGCUAAUGAACAGAGGAAUUGUUAGUUUAGUGCCAGGAAUGCCUGCAUUGUUUAUUCUGGACCUUGUUUUGUAAUUAGAAUAUUUUGAAUUUUGCAUUAAAUUGGACAAAUUACUAAUUUCCGAUCACUUUAUUUUGUAGUUAAAACAGUCGAGUUGGCAAUUUCUUGUGCUCAAUCGAUAGAAGUAAUACUAGUGAAAUAGUAUUAGGUAUGCAUAUUGGUGAGAGAGCCCAUCGUAAGUCCAAGUCAUUGGUAAACUAAUACGUUGCUAAGUGAGGAGAGGCUAUAUAUAAUGUAUACGUGUGUAUAUACCUAAAACCGAAUCGAUAUUUCCCGUAAGAAAUAAUGUGAAUAUAAUUAAUCUGUUCCAGACACCCAAAAAUAUUAACGAAAAAUACAUUUUUUACAGAUUAACUACAGUUUUACAUACACAAAACAAUGAGAAAGAAAUACUGCAGUAUUUUUAAUAAUAAAUGAACAUUACAUACCUUUAAUGAAGACUUGUUGGCAUAUGGCGAGGAGGAGAGGGAGGACUGAUAAUUGUUUGGAAGGGGAAUCCCCCUCCAUAAGGACUUCAGGUAUCAAAGCCCUUUCUUCUUUCUUUUACUGGCACUAGGACCAGCUUGAGAGUCACUGUCGGACAAAAAAUCUGUCCAGAGAGGUCUGUUUCUGGUGUCCAAAAUUUGCCUGAAGUGGGACAAAGUUUUGUCACUGAACAUGUUGCAGACACGGCUUGCAACAGCUUUGUUAGGGUAAUAAUUCUCCGCAAAUCUUUGCAACUCGCUCCACUUUGCACACGUCCUUAAUCGCUGAAAAAAAGUUUUUUUUUUUUUUUUCAGUGUUCCUGUGUGAAACUAGUGAUCUAGUGCAGUCAGCCUCACAAAUACUCCAUUUUCUCUUAUCCUAGGACCUCAGGUCAAAAAUGGGAGGACUUGUUCAGAGCGGAAAUUAUUUUAUGUUGCUACUGGACGUACACACUUGUCACAUAAUUAUGACAUUUAUUCAUUCAAGAGUAUACAUCAUGUUCUAUAAGUUUAUUUAGGUUUGCUCACAUACAGUUACACAGAUCAUACAUAGCAGUUACAUAUUUACAUCGAUUAUCUUACAUAGCAUGUGUGUAGAGAACCUAGGAUAACUCGAAAAAGUGAGUGACACUUCCAUUGUAUUUCUAUGUUUGUAUUAUUUAUUAUGAGCUCUUUCUUGAAUUCUAUCAUGGUUUCUCACCUUCUUUACCAAACCGCUGGCACUCUGUACUUUCUUUGACUCCAUGAUAGCUUAUUUCACAGUUGCAAUCAACAAAAAACACAAGAAACAAUGGAUGAAGCCGCAAAGUAUUCCUAAUCCAACGAGAGAGACGUGCAGACUGAGUGUGAUAUGCGUGAUGAAGAGCGUUAAAAUUUUGCUGAUAAGUGCUAGAUUUCUGCGAUGACCUAUUACUGGGGUUCCACUAUAUAUAUACACAUUAUAAAUGUGUGUAAAAUAUAUAUAUGUACAUUGCCUGCACCUUAACCCUUAAACUGUCCAUGCGUAGUGCUCCAAAAGUAGAUAUACAGUGGACCCCCGGUUCACGAUAUUAAUCUGUUCCUGAGAGCUCACCAUAAACCAAAAUUAUCGGAAAGCGAAUCAAUUUUCCCCAUAAGAAAUAAUGUAAAUCAAAUUAAUCCGUGCAAGACACCCAAAAGUAUGAAAAAAAAACUUUUACCACAUGGAAAUAUUAAGUUUAAUGCAAUAACAAUAAUAAUAAUAGAAUAAACACAAUAGAAUAAUUGACACUUACCUUUAAUGAAGAUCUGGUGAUGAUUGAUGGGAUGGGAGGAGGGGAGAGUGUCGAAAUUUUUAAUGUUUAGAAGGGGAAUCCCCCUCCAUUAGGACUUGAGGUAGCAAGUCCUUUUCUGGGGUUACUUCCCUUCUUCUUUUAAUGCCACUAGGACCAGCUUGAGAGUCACUGGACCUCUGUCGCACAACAAAUCUGUCCAUAGAGCUCUGUACCUCCCGUUCCUUUAUGAUUUGUCUAAAAUGGGCCACAACAUUGUCAUUGUAAUAGUCACCAGCAUGGCUUGCAAUAGCUGUGUUAGGGUGAUUUUCAUCAAAAAAGGUUUGCACACAUUUCCUUAAUUUCAGUAGUCAUUAGCACCCUUGGUCUCGAUGGGUUGGCACUAGAAGCUUUCUUGGGGCCCAUGGUGACUUAUUUUGCAGAAAAAAGCACCAAAAACAGUGAUAAUAUGGAUAAUAUAGAAUGUAUCCUUAGAUGCGCGCACACUGGCUGGCUUGUAAACACUGGACACGUCUCGUACGAAUCUUAUCGCAUACCGGGUUUUGUAACAGGAACCGAGGCAAAUUUUCUGCGAUAUAAUGCACCGGUUACUGGAUACCGAUAGCAUCGUGAACCAGGGGCCCACUGUACUUUUUUUUUUUUUUUACAUAUUUUCAAAUGUUGAAAAAACGUAGAUCUAGGUUUGGACAGUUCAAGGAUUAAAGGAGGGGUUUGGGAUAUUUAAACUGUCGUAUCUAAGCGCCUCUACAAAGACUUGAUUCUGUGAGUGAUGGUGAAGAAUUGAAUGACUUAAGUUUUUUUUUCUUUUUGGAUCACCCUGCCUCGGUGGGAAACAGCCGAAGUGUUUAAAAAAAAAAAAUAUAUAUAAUGCUCUAUAACCAACAUGGAGACUGAAACACA